AUGCUGUAUUACUUAAUUCUCAUUACAUUUGUUGUCUUUUUCAAUUUGACAACUGCAUUCCCGCAUAAAGAUGCACAAAAAGAUUCGAAAGAAAUGGGGAAAAUUAUAACAAAAACAAGUGAUGAGAAGCCAUCAGGAAAUCUCGGUCUUAUCAAAACUGAUGAAGAAGCGAUUUGUGAAGAUGAAUUAUGCAAUAAUCGAGGUACAUGUAUUGGCAAUAAAGAUACAAACUUUUGCAUUUGUAGGCUUGGCUAUACUGGAAUGCAUUGUGAAAAUUCUCCAUGCGAUUCAACAAAAGAUUGUAACGGUAAAGGAUUAUGCAUUGGUACAUCGACAAGUUAUACAUGCAUGUGUCAAUUAGGUUACACUGGUGAAAACUGUGAAAAGAAUGCUUAUUGUUAUAGCUAUUAUUGUGUAAACAUUUCUGGCAGAAAGAAAUGGAAUAAAGGCGGUGAAUUGCACAAAAAUCGAGAAGUUUACUUCGAAAUUCGAAUUUCAAAUAGUAAAGUCUGUGUGAUCGAAGAAAACAGCAAUUUACAGUGCUAUUCCAUAACGCAUAGCAGUGGUUUUCUUGUUUUUCUCGAUACCAAUGGAAGUUUUUCGAAAGAAGUGAACCACAAAUGA
Molecule: messenger RNA, 624 nt
Organism: Brugia pahangi
Lineage: Eukaryota; Metazoa; Nematoda; Chromadorea; Rhabditida; Onchocercidae
Source: the annotation of a GenBank genome assembly